AUGACCCCCAAGAACUACUUGAACCCCAUGUGGAUGUACGUCGUAGCCUCUUCCGUUGUCCUCAAGCGCCUUGCCGCCACCGCGCAGUUGGCGACAUUUGUGACGGCACUCCAUUUUGCUGAGCGCAGCUGCAAUGGCUCCCUGCACGAAAGUGUUUUCGAAGCCAUGGUGCACAAGCUAGCUCACAUCGGCUUGCUGCAACUCAGCAUCACGGUGAACCACUUAUUUGGUUCGGAAGUGGUGACAGUGCCAACGACGUUGCCUGUGACCACGGGCCACAUGACUUGGGACGACAGCUUGAAAUUCCUUGCGAUCGACACGACUGAGUCCAUGUACUGGUACCCAACCUACCUGCCGCUUCCAGUGGUGGACAGCGUCAUCUACUACCUCAAAAUGACGUUGGACGAAAACCGCGAUCUGGAUUGGGCCAAAAUGCAAGAAAUUCACAACGCAGUCAGUGACAAUCCAAACCUCCAAUACCACGACUUCAAGUACGUGGUCGUGGCACCAGCAACUUCGCCGUCGAAAGAUAUCGUGGGGCAGGAGUGCGGAGUCGACGGUGUGCCCAUGUGCCAUGGCCAUGGCGUCAAGGCUGCAGGCAUGGAGGAGCUCAUGUCGUUUGUGGCAAAGCUAUAA
This is a messenger RNA of Aphanomyces astaci, 636 nucleotides long. RefSeq lists its product as hypothetical. The transcript has a single exon. Bases 1 to 636 code for a protein of 211 amino acids. Lineage: Eukaryota; Oomycota; Saprolegniomycetes; Saprolegniales; Verrucalvaceae. The record is from RefSeq and is a predicted model, not a curated record.